ACAGACUCGCGCGCGCGCAUUUAUUGAAACGUUAAAAAUGUUUUCUAACCGUUGGCAUUUACUAAACAAUAACAAAAUUACUUGAUACGAUCCGACAAUCGACAUUUAAUUCAAAUCAUUCUCGACCGUCGCGUUGUGAACAACACUCGCGUUGCAAAAGAAAUAAAAGAAAAUAAAAAUUAAAUAAAAGUGCAAAAACCAGAGUCCGGUUUCGUUCCCUAGCCUGUUGACUUCGAUGGGGUUAAAUAAAAACAAAACCGUGUUCCUGGGAUGAUUCUGUUGUGAGGUUGAAUUGUAACUUUUGUUGUUGGUGAAUAAAUAAGUUAUUUUUUAAAUAAAAUAGAUUAAAUAGAGAAAGUGUAAUAAUAAAAAUAUUGUGUAGUGAAAAAAUAGCGUUCCCAAGUUCCAAUACAUCACUUUUACGUUUGAAAAAUAAAGAUGGGGUGGCACUGGGUACUGUUAGCUUCAGUACUUGUUCAUUCGGCGCGAAGCGACGUACACGGAUUGGAAACUAAUCCUGACACAUAUAAACCAUCAUGGGUAUACAAAUGCGAUCCGGAGUACGGCUGCGAGAGGUCAGAUCAACCAUCGCAAGGUCACGUGAACGCCACCAAUGUCUUCAAGAGUUUGGACCUCUGCCGGACAGUGUGCGGUCGCUUUGGAGGCAUGUGGCCCAGACCUGUAACUGCGUCCCUGAGUCAAAACAUUAUCAAAAUACAUCCAAAUUCUAUAAGGUUUGACUUUAGAGAUGUUCCCUUGGAGGCUAAAGAGAUCUUGGUGGAAAUGACUCAUAUUACCAUUGCCAAUCUGGUUGCUGAAUGUGCUGGGAACGUCACCGAUGUGGUGGCCACGCCAGUUGUCGUCCGCUUAACUGUCAAGUCUCCAAGUCUCACUCUCACAUGGGAUACCAACGAAGAAUACUACUUAGAUGUUCAGAGUAAAGGUGACAUCGUAACAGUACACAUAUCAGCAGAAACAGUAUACGGCGCGCGUCAUGGCUUAGAGACGUUAACACAUCUAACAGCCUCUGAUAGACCGGUCUACUCGACUGAACAGAGAUGCGGUCUUCAUAUCUUAGCUGCUGCAACAGUCCGAGAUAGACCAGCUUAUGGUCAUAGAGGAUUAGUGCUGGAUUCUUCUAGAAACUUCAUGCCCAUGGUCGAUAUAAAGAGGACGAUCGAUGGAAUGGCAGCUACAAAGAUGAAUGUAUUCCAUUGGCAUGUGACAGAUUCGCACAGCUUCCCGUUAGAAUCGAAGAGCGUACCACAAUUUACGAAAUAUGGAGCGUACUCCCCACACGAGUUGUACAGGACUGAGGAGGUCCAGGACCUGAUACAGUACGCCAAGGUGCGCGGCGUGCGCGUUGUUAUUGAGAUCGACUCGCCAGCGCACGCCGGCAACGGUUGGCAGUGGGGCAAGGAUUACGGCUAUGGUGAUCUGGCUGUAUGCGUGAACGCGGAAUCAUGGCGGCAACUGUGCAUCCAGCCGCCGUGUGGUCAGCUGAACCCUGCCAACCAGGCGGUGUACCGCGUGCUGCGCAGACUCUACAAGGACAUCGUCGACCUCCUGCCCAAGCCGGCGCUCUUCCACGUCGGCGGUGAUGAGGUACACUUAGGUUGCUGGAAUUCUAGUGAGGAGAUAGUUAACUACAUGAAACACAAAGGCUUAGACACUGAUGUGGAAGGCUUCAUUAGUCUGUGGGCGGAGUUCCACUCUAAAGCUCUCCAGAUUUGGGAUGAGGAGAUCUUAGCGUCAGGUGGUGAGAAGCAACCCGUCCUCAUUUGGUCUUCAGAGCUCACUCAACCUGGAAGGAUCCAAAAUUAUCUAGAUAAGGAUAGAUACAUAAUUGAAGUUUGGGAGCCCCUAAGCAGUCCGUUACUGACGCAGCUGAUGCGUUUGGGUUACAAGACGAUAUCUAUACCAAAAGACAUUUGGUACUUAGACCACGGCUUGUGGGGCAAGACCAAGUACUCGAACUGGCGGCGUAUGUACGGACACCUGCUGCCGCGCGAACCCACCGUGCUGGGCGGAGAGGUCGCACUCUGGAGCGAGUAUAUUGAUGCUCAGGCCUUGGACACUCGUGUAUGGCCUCGUGCUGCGGCGGUGGGUGAGCGGCUGUGGAGCGACCUCCGCAGCGGGUUCGCGGCGGCGGAGCCUCGCAUGCAGCGGCACCGCGCGCGCCUGCUGGCUCGCGGCCUGCGUCCCGACGUGCUCACACCCGCCUGGUGCGCGAAUCAUGACUCUAGAUGCUUCUAGAACACUUACCGCAGGUAUACACCGAUUCAAACUUAAUGCGAGCUCCGUUCGAUUGCUGCGCACUCUUAUUGUAAAUUCCAAUCGCAGUGACAAAACACAUUUUAGACUUUAUUUUGUCAACGAAAUGUAAGGAAUAACAAUUUUUAUACAUGCAAGUAUCAGUGCUGUGGAGUUCAAGGGAAUAUCAAUAAGAUGUAAUUAGCAUUAUAAGGAUGCAGUGGGUUUACCUACGAAGUUCAGUGCUGGCAAUUAACCUCGAGCCGUUAUAAAGUUUGAAUCUUAUAUUACAACGCUUGUAAAAAGAACGAGUUAAUAUACUCUACUUACACAAUUUUUAGCACAUUCUAGAACAAAUGGAAUUAUUCCUAUUUAUUUUAUCAAUUUCAUUUUGAACAAAACCAAAGUAUAAAAGUUUGUCUUAUAGAAAUCUUGGUCUCUACUAUAACUACGUUCGUAGUUUGUGUCUUUAAAAAUAGCAUAAUGAAACUCGUUAAAUAUUUCGGUUACUUAUUAUACAGGAUGUUUACUUUAAGUAGUUGUUAUUUUAAUUUAAGUAAGAAUUUAAAGUAGAAUUAAGCAAAUUAUUAACAAAAUGUGUAUCUUAAUUAUUUUUAGUUAAACGAAGUAUAUUUUCGGCAAAGUGUUAUAAAAUUAUUUAAUGUAAUUCAUGAUUUAGUUUUAUACUUGCCACAUUUGAUAAAUGGUGCUAAUAAUAAUAUUAGGUUUAAUUUUUAUACGAUUAGAUCUCAGUUAUAAAAUAAUAAUUAUUAUUUACUUUAUAAAUGACAUUAGCUGUAAAAUAUUAUUAUAUUUUUAAAUAUAAUAAGUUUAAGUUAAUAAAUUGAUUGUUAAAUA
Messenger RNA from Papilio xuthus (Asian swallowtail), 3111 nucleotides. RefSeq names its product beta-hexosaminidase 2 (gene Hexo2). The coding region runs from base 439 to 2256 and encodes 605 amino acids. The transcript is spliced from 10 exons. Gene Ontology annotation, biological process: glycosaminoglycan metabolic process; protein deglycosylation; carbohydrate metabolic process. Lineage: Eukaryota; Metazoa; Arthropoda; Insecta; Lepidoptera; Papilionidae. The record is from RefSeq and is a predicted model, not a curated record. Gene Ontology annotation, molecular function: beta-N-acetylglucosaminidase activity. Gene Ontology annotation, cellular component: plasma membrane.